Molecule: messenger RNA, 528 nt
Organism: Loa loa (African eye worm)
Lineage: Eukaryota; Metazoa; Nematoda; Chromadorea; Rhabditida; Onchocercidae
Exons: 1
Coding region: 1-528 (175 amino acids)
Source: RefSeq, a predicted model, not a curated record
AUGGCAAACGUACCGAUAAUAGACAGAAUCAAGAUACCAACAAGAGAAGAUAUUGGACCAUAUCAUUAUACGGAAAAAACCGGUGCUACGGACAAAAAACCAGCAACGAAGAAAAAUUCUACCAGCUCGAAGGAAACUUCGACAUCUAAUAGUGAAAAUUUAUUGAACGCGGUAUCAAGACCAUUCGGAGCCAAUCUUUCCAUAACCGGUCAAACAACUAUCAUUGGUGCGGAUGAUAUGAAAGACGAAUCAAAGGUAGCACCAACCAAUCGACACUUUGUUUGGAGGGACAAAGCUCAAUUAAAAGUAACAACAGGUCGAGAAAGUGACGAAGUAUUCGGUGACAGGACGACUAUUUCUGCCAAUCUUAAAACGAUUGCUGAGAAAAUUGAUGGAUGGUGUGCAUUAUGUGGUACUGAUCAACAAUACUUUAUGGAAUCAAUCCAGAAGAUCGAUGAACAAGAGAGACCCAUGUCGUCACGAACACAGAGUUCAACGAAACAAUUUGCCCUUCCGCAAACUCAGUGA